This is a messenger RNA of Megachile rotundata (alfalfa leafcutting bee), 4126 nucleotides long. RefSeq names its product ADAMTS metallopeptidase stall (gene stl). Gene Ontology annotation, molecular function: metalloendopeptidase activity. The record is from RefSeq and is a predicted model, not a curated record. Lineage: Eukaryota; Metazoa; Arthropoda; Insecta; Hymenoptera; Megachilidae. Gene Ontology annotation, biological process: extracellular matrix organization; proteolysis. Gene Ontology annotation, cellular component: extracellular matrix.
AACCCAGAGGCGUAAUAAGUGAUUAUAAUCAACGUCGUAGAUUCAAAAACUAGAAAUAUAACUUCUAACUAAAGAGUUUUGCCCUUAAUUUUAUAAGCAGUAGAUAGGCAUAAAUUAAUGAAAUAGAAACACAAAUUUAUCUUCUAUUUAUAAGGUUGCAUCGCGUCUGGCUAGAAAAUUGUUAUUAACUGGCACAAGCAUAACAUGUAUCUUCCUGAUAAUUAGAUUACAGAUUUCCGUACACUGCAAAUUUCAAUAUAACAUAAAAAUCCAUAGUCUAUUCAUAACACAACUUCGUCAACCAUAAACAAUGCAGUCAGAUUUAUAAAAUAUUGAUUUUCAAGCUUAACGUUGACUGCAUUUUUUACUCCUCUGGAUGAGUACUAUAGACCCAUAAAAUAUUAGAUCCUUUUUCUUCGACACUUUUUUUAUUUCAUGAAACAAAACUGUCCCUCUAUGAAUUCCGUUUCCUGCGCGCGAUAUAUGCUAAUGUAAAACCGUUGUUAUUACUUGAUUCAUUCAAAUCUCGAUGUCAAUGACAUUUGUGAUACAGGUGCCAGCAUGCAUAUUGCAUUGUGUAUGUUUUUGUAAAGAUAAACGCGGUAUACGGGUUUCGCAACGCGUAUGCACCCACACGCAUCUAUAUGCAUAUAUAAAGAACAAGUUUGUUGUUCUUCUAAGUACUUGAACUUGAAUUUCAAAGCGUGUAAUAUGGCCUUCGCGUUAGAAAUCGCGUUGCUGAUCUUGUUCGGUGCUGCGUACGGUCGGGACAUCGAAGUUAUUUUGUUGCAAUUAUGGAACGCGGAAGACAACGCAGAGGUGCCUUUAAGUUUCAAAGCUUUCGAUCAAACGGUCGACUUAAUGUUGCGCAAAAACGACAAAAUUGUAGCCCCGCAGUUUCAAGUCUGGAAGCACAGCGACGAAGACACAGUGCAAGAACUACCGGAACUUAGCAACCCUGUCUCGUGUCAUUAUCUUCACCGGGAUGACUUUAGUUCCGCGGCGAUAAGCCUUUGCAAAAGAAGCGGAGUGCAUGGUCUCGUCUUUUUGGAGAACGUCACGUUAGAAAUUACACCGCUUCAAACCCAAGAUACGUCGUUUCUUGACAGUCAUUACAUCAGGAAACGUUCAAGAAACUUAGGAGAGCCCCACGUUGUGAAAAGAACUCUCGGACCUGCCAUGUUCUUCCACGAUCAACCAAAGUACCAUGAAUGGUUGCAUGACAACACACUGGAACUUGACGAACCCAGAGAACUGUUCAAAAAAUUUGGCAAGAACAACGUAGAAAACGAUGUUCUAUCCUUAGAGUUAGCGGUGUUUUUCGACGAGGCAGGAUAUAAACUCUUUUCGCCCCUUUUUAGCAAAAACGACGAGGAAGUCCGCGACAUGCUUCUAGCUUACAUAAAUGGCGUGCAGGCAAUUUAUCAUCAUCCAAGUUUGGGAGCUAACAUAGACAUCUCCUUGGUGCACCUAGAAAUUAUGCAGCAACAGCCACGAGAUCUACCGCAUCACGACGGUGAAAGAGGUCAACUGCUGGAUUCCUUUUGCAAUUACGCGAUGAAAAAGAAUCCUGACGAGUAUUAUCCUAAUCACUGGGACAUGGGGCUAUAUGUUUCGGGUCUGGACUUUUAUGCCAUGGAGGAUGGACGGAAAAACAGCGCCACUAUGGGACUCGCAGUAGUAGGAGGAUUAUGCAUCGAUCAGUACUCCUGCGUGAUCGCUGAGUUUGGUGCGACGAACCAAUUUGGGAAACCUUUUCCUUCUGCGGGAUUUACGUCCGUAUAUAUUGCCGCGCAUGAGAUCGGACACAAUUUAGGAAUGCACCAUGAUUCCACGAAUAAUGCAUGUCCGAAGGACGGCUACAUAAUGUCCCCGAGCAGAGGCACGCACGGUGAAACCGUUUGGUCGGACUGUAGCCGCGACGUAGCGCAAAAGCUAUUUUACACGAAACCGUGCCUCUUGGACAGGCCAACUGCUCAGACAGAUUCUCGAUUGGAUCAUGCUCGAUUCUACGAUCUACCCGGAAGAGAAUGGAACGCCAAGAAGCAAUGCGAAGUACUGUUACGCGACAAAGACGCCAGCGUCGCCACGUGGUACAAGGCUUGCGAGUCCCUGCAAUGCAAGACCCCGCACAGAAGCGGCUACUACUUCGCUGGACCGGCGUUGGACGGGACAUAUUGUGCCCCGGGUAAAGAAUGCCGUAGCGGGGAGUGCAAGAACGCCUUGCAGAUGCAUCCAGGUUCGGAUGAUCCGUUCGUUCAACCGGGAGGUUGGAGCGAGUGGAAAACAGGACCUUGCAAAAGCGCUUGUCUCUUGAAAUCCACUGGAGCGCAAACCAGACAACGAUUCUGUAAUAACCCGAUCCCGAGGAACACCGAAAGCGGGUGCCAGGGUCUGCAUUAUGACACAGUCCUCUGCGACGACAAUCGACUGUGCAAGAAGAAGCGGAAAAGCGCGAACGAGUUCGCGUCUUUGAAAUGCACAGAGUUCAGCGAAAGACUGCCAGAUUUGGACGGCAAGGGUGGCGGUCUACAGGCGCCGCACGAGCCCGAAAGACCAUGGAUGGCGUGCGCUAUAUUCUGUCGACGAAAAGACAUAGCAUCUUAUUACACGCCACGCGUAGAAUUAAACGACCUUGGCCUUGACCCGUACUUUCCAGAUGGGACAUGGUGCCACACCGAGCAGGGACAAAAUUAUUUUUGUCGCCAGCAUCACUGUUUGCCGGAGAGCUUUCGUUUCGAGAAAAUACUGCUGCAAAACGGGCAAGGAAUCGACGAGGAUGUAGAUUUCGGACCCCAGAAUGCUCAUGCCGGAGGACUUGGUCUUGACGAUCAAGUUAUCAAGUAUUUCAGCUUAGGACCGGAUGGAUUGCCUCUGUUGACCUCUCUGUCGCAUAGUAUUGGAUUUCCGCCUGAUGAGGACGAGUGGAUCGAUAAAGAUUACGUCGAGUUCGCGAAAACCACGGAAGAGGUCUUCGAAGGCAUGGAGUCGAAGGAGGAAGUUGCAUAAUCAGUAACGUAACUUGAUAAGGAUUAGGGCGGACGCGAGCUCAUCAAAAUAUGGGUUAACUCCUCCCCGUUAUGGACGUGAAAUAUUUUAUAUACCACGAUACAAUUAAACUCGUUUCAGUGAAAAAUCGUAACUAUAAAUUACUAUAAAGAAAUAUGUAGAACGUCUACGUUGAAAACAAUUCUUGAAAUGAAAUCAAUAGAGUACAGUGAAAACAGACAGGAUAUUUUUGGGGUAUCUUAUUUUUGUUUGCUAUUUAUCUGCUCAUUAUUAUUAUUAUUAUUACUAUUUUUAUCUACACCCUUCCUUUACUUCGCGUACACAGUACAAAUAUAAAUAUGUCGAUAAACUACAAAAUCGUAUACCAAUACAUACAUACAUGUGCAUAUAUGUAUACACGUAUGUAUAUCAAAACGAAGGGUAUACAGUUUAUAUACGAGUAUACGCACGCGUAUUUACACUGAAAUUCUACUGUUCGCCACGUAGUUAUAUGUGAAAGUAUCUUGAGAGAUAGGACGAUGACGUCACCUACUUCGCUGUCUAUUUUAGGAGUGUCCCGAUGUUAUAUUCAGCGUAGGAGCGACUCGAAGAGACCAAAGGAUCGAAUAAAAAUACAGAUCGUGUCACUUAAUUGUAUCGAUAUUAUUUUAGCGUACAAAUAAUUAACCAACCAUUAAAAUUAAGAAGACGCAUUACAUAAGAAAACGAUCAGCUCGAUAUUACAAAUAGUUUCGUUCAUGUGCACGUCUGCUUCCGUAUGACAAAACGUUCCACUGAUCAUUGUGAAUAAACAGAAACAGUAAAAUCCUAGAAUUUUUAUAAGCAAACGUUUAUAAUACCGGUAUACUUUUAUUUCGUACACGUAUAUUUUACAAGAAACAAAGAUCGAAUUGUAUAUUACGAAUACAUUAAAUAAAUGAAAAUAACUUAUGACUGAACACAAUUACGGUGGUGGCUCGUUUUGUCAUACUUUCACAGAAACUACCUUUUCAUACGAAUCGAGAUGUGUCAACACAUUUGCGCUAUCGAAACAAUACUUACAGAAACCAUACAUUCGUACGCAAACACACUCAUUCAUUCAACGUGUGUACAUAAUAGUUACUCUGAAUGUACAGAA